GAGAAGAAGGUGUUGAAGAUCUAAUGAAACAAGCAUCGGACACAUGUAGCGAAUGCAGAAAACCUAAAGAAGGAAAGAAAUGGUGUCCAACAUGUCUUUUUCCUAAUAAUUGGACUAGUGGAAAUCGGGAAAUAGAUACAUUUAUUCGCGAGUCUCAAAUGCUUGCUACCACACUACAUCACUGUUUAUUAUGGAUUCCUUUUGAUCAGUUCUCUGAAAUUAAAGAAAUAGCACGUGGAGGUUUUAAUACAGUAUGUUCUGCUACGUGGGACGGAGAUAGAAUCGAUCUUUUAUAUACGAUCGAAAAUUCUCCAGUAUGGGUCCACAGGAAUUGUAUUACAAAGGUUGUACUCAAACAUCUUAAAAAUUCUCAAAGUAUUGAUUCAUCUAUUUUGA
This is a messenger RNA of Dentiscutata erythropus, 396 nucleotides long. Lineage: Eukaryota; Fungi; Glomeromycota; Glomeromycetes; Diversisporales; Gigasporaceae. The record is from the annotation of a GenBank genome assembly.